AUGAGUAAAUUGCCGACCAGUCGUUUACCAGUAACACCAAAAAAUGUAACUACGACAAAAUCAGGUCUUCGUCCUCCUCAACAAACUUCGACAACAACAACAACAACAACAAUUUCAUCUCAACAAGCAAGUCCAACUAGUGGAGAUUCAUCAAAUAAUCAAUUGACUAUUGGUGAUCGUGUAAUUGCUAAUGGAAAAUCAGGAGCUGUAGCAUUUAUUGGUCCAACCAAAUUUGCUGACGGCGAAUGGAUUGGAAUUAUUCUUGAUGAAGCUCAAGGCAAAAAUGAUGGUUCAUAUGAAGGUACUCGAUAUUUUGAAACUGAACCAAAUCGUGGCUUAUUCUGUCGAUCGACCAAAGUACAACGCCUUACUCAAAAUGGUGCUACCAGUAAUAGUGAUACAUCCGGUCCAGUAAAACAACAAACAAUUCCAUUAACUGAUACCUUAAAAUCAUCGACUUCAAUAUCGAAUUCAGAUAAAGGAGAAGAUGCAGACACAACAUUAAUAGAUACAACAACAGCAGCUGAUACUAGUACAACUACAAAUGAUCAAACUGUAUUAACUGAACCAUCAUCUAUUCAAGGACUUGUUGUAGGUGAUCGAGUAGUUGUUAGUGGAACAAAAUAUGGUACACUAAAAUAUCUUGGUAAAAUUCAUGUUGCUGAAGGUAUUUGGUGUGGUAUUCAACUUGAUGAACCUUUGGGUAAAAAUGAUGGUAGUGUUAGUGGAAAACGAUAUUUUACAUGUCAACAACGUUAUGGAUUAUUUUCACCAUUGGCACGUGUAGAAAAAGUAACAAAUGAUAUGAGUCAAUCACAAAUCGUUGGACGAAAAGCAUCUGUAUCAUCAAGUACAAAUAAUAAUCGUCAAUUACAACGUUCAACAAGUCAAGAAUCUCUUCAUUCAAAUUUAUCAGAAUUUUCAACAUCAUCAAAUAGUAUUAGUCGUAUACCAACACGAACACCAGCUAAAAAUCAACAACAAAAAUUAUCAACAAAUACAAAUGUUUAUACAACACCAAAUACAAAAACAUUAUUAACACAAGCAGCUGCUACAUUAGCUGCUGCAACACCAUCAUCAAAUCAAAUGUCAAAUUUAGUUCAAAUAAUAAAAGAUAAAGAUAUAUUUAUUGAAAAAUUACAAUUACAACGUGAACAAGAUCGUUUAGAAUUUUCUCGUGCUGCACAACAAGUUGAUGAAAUGGAAAGUCGUUUAUUAGCAUUUAAACAACAAUAUGAUAUAAAAAUAUUAGAAAAUGAAGAAUUAAAAAAAGAUCAAUAUCAAACAAAACAACGUUUAGAAGAUUUAGAAUUUCAAUUAGAAGAAUAUAAAUUAACUGAUGCUAAUAAAGAUAAUUUAAUAACAUCAACAAUACCUGAUGGUUAUCGUUUAUUAUCACCAAAUGAAAUUGAAAUUUAUGAACAAAUUAAAGGAAAACUUGUUGAAUCUGAAUCAAUUAAUCAAAAAUUAACACUUGAAAAACAAACAUUACAAGAUGAACAUCGACAAGAAUUAAAACGACAAAAUGAAUUAAAUGAAAAUGAUUUUAAAACACGUUUUAAUGAAUUAGAACAAAAAUAUAAUAAUAAUUUAAAAAUUAAUCAAACAGAAAAUAUUGAU
Rotaria sordida is the source of this 1620-nucleotide messenger RNA. Lineage: Eukaryota; Metazoa; Rotifera; Eurotatoria; Philodinida; Philodinidae. The record is from the annotation of a GenBank genome assembly.